Molecule: messenger RNA, 600 nt
Organism: Helianthus annuus (common sunflower)
Lineage: Eukaryota; Viridiplantae; Streptophyta; Magnoliopsida; Asterales; Asteraceae
Product: G-type lectin S-receptor-like serine/threonine-protein kinase At4g27290
Exons: 1
Coding region: 1-600 (199 amino acids)
Biological process (GO): recognition of pollen
Source: RefSeq, a predicted model, not a curated record
AUGAAAUUAGGCAAGAACUUCAUAACUGGAAGAGAAACAUUUCUGACAUCGUGGAAGAGUGAAGAUGAUCCUUCCCCAGGAGAGUAUACAUUAAGGUUUUUAAUGGUUAAGGGUAAAUAUCAACAAUUCUAUAUUAGGAGAAGCUCUGCUAUUGAAACAAGGAUCGGGCCAUAUAAUGGCAUAUCAUUUUCUGGCCGGCCACUAAUUACACCUGACGCUAUUAAUCCAGUAUAUGUGAGUUAUAUAGUUGUGAACCAGAACGAGAUGUAUUUCACUGCUUUAUCUAGUAAUGAUACAACCACAGUCUCGUCAAGAAUGGUAGUAACUCCUAGUGGCAAACUUGAGAUCUUCCUGAAAAAAUUUGCAAACCAAGACUGGAUCAAGAGUAUCACCUUACCAGUGGAUUAUUGUGACAAGUACAGAGUAUGUGGCCUAUAUGGGAGCUGUAAUGCUGCCACGACUCCUUAUUGUGGAUGCUUAAAAGGAUUUGAACGAAAAACCUCAGAUGAUACAAGUGUUUGUCGACAGAGCAUAGCCUUAGAUUGUGGGCCUGGAGAGGGAUUUGAAAAGCUUUCAAGCAUGAAAUUUGGGGGAAAUUAA